AUGAGCAACAACGAGGACUACGGGUACGACUACGACUAUCUGUUCAAGAUCGUGCUGAUCGGCGACUCGGGGGUGGGCAAGUCGAACCUGCUCUCGCGGUUCACGACGGACGAGUUCAACGUGAACUCGAAGUCGACGAUCGGGGUGGAGUUUGCGACGCGGACGAUCGAGGUGGAGGGCAAGAAGGUAAAAGCACAAAUCUGGGACACGGCGGGGCAGGAGCGGUACCGGGCGAUCACGAGCGCGUACUACCGGGGGGCGGUAGGCGCGCUGAUCGUGUACGAUAUCAGCAAGUCGAGCAGCUACGAGAACUGCAACCACUGGCUGACGGAGCUGCGCGAGAACGCGGACGAGAACGUGGCGGUGGGGCUGAUCGGCAACAAGUCCGACCUGGCGCACCUGCGCGCGGUGCCCACGGACGAGGCGAAGAACUACGCGCAGGAGAACCAGAUGCUGUUCACGGAGACAAGUGCGUUGAACGCCGAAAACGUGGACCUCGCGUUCCGCGAGCUGAUCACGGCCAUCUACCAGAUGGUAUCGAAGAACCAGGUCGACCUGAGCGAAAACAACGGCUCGGGCACGGUUCCGCGCGGGCCGACAAUCUCGCUGGCACCCGCGCCCAGCGAGAAGAGCAAGAAGAAGACCAACAACUGCUGCUGA
Eremothecium gossypii ATCC 10895 is the source of this 660-nucleotide messenger RNA. RefSeq names its product Rab family GTPase. Lineage: Eukaryota; Fungi; Ascomycota; Saccharomycetes; Saccharomycetales; Saccharomycetaceae. Gene Ontology annotation, molecular function: GTPase activity; GTP binding. The coding region runs from base 1 to 660 and encodes 219 amino acids. The record is from RefSeq and is marked provisional. Gene Ontology annotation, cellular component: recycling endosome. The transcript is spliced from 2 exons. Gene Ontology annotation, biological process: exocytosis.